Messenger RNA from Postia placenta MAD-698-R-SB12, 354 nucleotides. RefSeq lists its product as hypothetical. The record is from RefSeq and is a predicted model, not a curated record. Gene Ontology annotation, cellular component: endoplasmic reticulum; membrane. NCBI's taxonomy places the organism in Eukaryota, Fungi, Basidiomycota, Agaricomycetes, Polyporales, Adustoporiaceae. The transcript has 4 exons. Gene Ontology annotation, biological process: GPI anchor biosynthetic process. Bases 1 to 354 code for a protein of 117 amino acids.
AUGAAAGCGCUCUGUGCUAUCCUCGACACGGUCAUUGCGCUGCUCAACCAUUUCCCGCUCUUUGCCUUGAUGCUCCGUAUCAAGGACCCGAUGCGUCUAUCAGGACAGGUUGCAUUCAGGCGACUGGCUGGACGAGAAGGAUCUUUGAUUCUCGAGCCAGCUCUGCUGUCAUCGGUGUUCGUGCACUACGCCCACUUAUGGUCUCGCCUUGCUAACCAUUAUGGUCCUGAGGGCGUUUUCUGCCUGCUCCUGUUAGGGCGACGACUCACUCGAAUCCCACGUGCUAUAAUCCGCUUCAGCAUGGUCCCCAAGGGUAAGGAUGAUGAUGAAUCACGGAAAGAGGAAAAACAAUAG